Molecule: messenger RNA, 2666 nt
Organism: Scophthalmus maximus (turbot)
Lineage: Eukaryota; Metazoa; Chordata; Actinopteri; Pleuronectiformes; Scophthalmidae
Gene: il12rb1
Product: interleukin 12 receptor subunit beta 1
Exons: 17
Coding region: 557-2302 (581 amino acids)
Biological process (GO): cytokine-mediated signaling pathway
Cellular component (GO): signaling receptor complex; external side of plasma membrane
Molecular function (GO): cytokine binding; cytokine receptor activity
Source: RefSeq, a predicted model, not a curated record
UUGCUGCAACACAUCUAACCUGCUUAUGAAACUGCUGUGACAUUUCUGAGAAAGAAAACGAGUUACAUGAAGGAAGAGUCACUCAGACAACUCUUACUCACGUAAGGAGGCUCAACUUUCUAGACUUUCCACUAUACCUGAUGGAAACCUUGAAACACUGGAGUUCACUACAUGGAUAUAUUGUGUUUAUGCUUCUUACAACUGUCGGCACAGUAACAGGUCACGAUGAGAGGGGAGGUAGAUGUAAAGUAAGAUAGCAGUUAAAAUGAGAUCCCUGCAGCUGCUGCCUUCUCUAUAGAUGAUUGCUGCGGGUUUGUGGCUGAUCCCUAAAAAUGUUCAGCAUGUGAAGCUCCUUCGAGUCCUGAGUGCUUCAGGGAAAGCGAUGACGGAUCAGUUUACACGUGCGAGUGGAGCACGAACAACACCGCUGAUAGCAACGUGACAUUUGACCUUUUCUUUAAUGAAACAAAAUUUGGGGGCAUUAAGACGACCAGGCAUCACAUCAUUGAGGAACUGCUGAUUCGAUAUCGAGCUGUUUACAUUUGGGUGGAAGCUCAUGUGGGGAACUCCAGCUGCACGUCGCCCAGGAGUUAAGUUUGAUGCACCACAAAAUAUUUCCAUGUUUUGGUCAGAAAACAACCUCACCUUGAUGUGGAAGAAUCCAGGGAAGCAUCCGGCUUUAGCCGAGGUCUGGUUUCGCCGAGACGGACCGGCCACAGAAUCAUGGGAGAAAAGAUUAACAAACACCACCGUAUUGACUGCUCACAGCUCUCGAAAGAUCCUGACUUCAAUGUGUCCGACUCUAAAAGAAGAGGUGACUUCUGAAUACCAGGCGGCUGUUGUGAAUCUCUUGAAGCGUUCAGCUUACCAGGUUCAGAUCAGACAUCGGUCCACUCAGGUUAAAACCCCGCUGUGGAGCAAAUGGUCUCCAGUUGUGGUUGUUCCUGCAGAGCUUGAACAUGAGCCUGAAGUCACCAUGACAACAAAACAUUUGAAAGGCUUUCGAGAAGUGACGCUGUCCUGGAAGCCGAUGCCACGUGCAGCAGCGGCGGCAGCAGCAGGAGUGAACUACACUGUGGCGGACACACAGUCUUCUCAUGGAUGUCCUUGUGCGAGGAGGACAAUUGACAUCAACACAAACAAAUACACUAUCAAUGUGACGUACUCUGCCGUCAACAUCUCUGUUAUCGCCAGAAAUGCAGCGGGGUGUUCUCCUUCAGCCGUCAUUCAAGUACCGGCUGAACCUAUGGCAAAUUUAGAAACUUGUGACAAACCGUUGGUUGACAAACUCAACAGGAAAACUUGCAAGCAGUGGUACGAGCGUCAAGAAGAAACUUCAAAGCCAGAAAAUAUCAUAACUUUAGCGAGUAAAAAAAAACAAGAAAGGAAGACAGAACGAAAGAGAGGCGUGGCUCUGUUAAAGGAGUAUGUUGGCUAUCUUUACUUUGAACACGUAUGUGAUGGUGGGAAUCCACGGACCGUUAAAGCGUGCCUCUAUUACAUUAGAGAGGGUGAACCACGCGCAGCACCUGAGGAUUUCACUGCUCCGAGUAAAACACACAGUUCUGUUACCCUUUCCUGGAAAGCGAUCGCCUCUGUGGACCGGCGAGGCGUCCUCACACACUACAGGCUGUGCACCGUGAAGCUCGGCUCGCAGGAUGAGCAAAGAGAGUGCCAUAAUGUAUCAGCCUCCCUGACAAAAUUACAUCUGGAAAAGUUGACACCGGGAGCAAAAUACAACAUCAGCCUGGCCGCAGUGACGCGAGUGGGAACGGGACCCGCGGCCACAGUGAUUGUCAGCACACUGCAGGCGAAAACUGUGAAUGCGUGGUUGAGUUUCGGCCUGCUCUUUGUGUUCUUCUUAGGCUCAACGAUGUGCACCGUUGUCCUGAAGAGAAUCAAAAACAGGAUCUUUCCUCCCGUGCCGACACCUGUUAUUCCAGAUUUCUCCUCCAAUCAGCCGGAGCAUCAGGGGAUGCUGGAGGGGAAAGAGGAGUUGCAUGAUGAGCUGAUGCUGCUCCAGCUGCAUCCGGAGGGGAAGUCUGUGCCCGAGGACACAGAGGAAUCCACGGCCCUCCGAGAAGCGUGGGACGCUGGGAGCGACACGGACGUGAAGAAGACCGAGAGGGGCGAUUCAAGGUCGUCAGGAGGGAGCGGCGAUGACAGUCCUGACUCGGCAGGUCAGGCACCGAGGAGCUCCAGAGAGGGAAAGACGACAGAUCUGGACCAGGUGGACAAUGAGCUCGCCAUGCUGAUAUACAGGAAUGGCUUGGUCUUUGAUGUGAAGACAGAUUCACCUUAAAAUGGAUGAAGUCCCGAUGCACUAAAUGUGUCGCAGCACUAAAUUACACAAAGUGUCGACGCAUUUCUUCACUUAUACGAAAGACUCGAUUAUCGAAUUUUGUUUUGAGAGUCUUUAACUUUUUGAAGAUUAUAUAUCAGCAAAUCUUGUUACUAAGAAUUUAUUGGUUUGUGUAUUCCUUUUUUAAAACGUUUCCAUAAAGAGGCCACUAUAAGAGAGCAGGAGGGUUGACCAGUCACACGCUUUGUCAAUGCAAGUUUGUUAAAAAACAUUUUUUAAUUCUAAACUGUGGUAAAGCUUUGUUCAGACAAUUUUUUUUCUUUUUGUUUGUUUUUCCCAGACAAUAAAAUUGUGAUGACAUACA